Messenger RNA from Penicillium lagena, 1923 nucleotides. RefSeq lists its product as uncharacterized. Bases 1 to 1923 code for a protein of 640 amino acids. The record is from RefSeq and is a predicted model, not a curated record. Gene Ontology annotation, biological process: carbohydrate metabolic process. Lineage: Eukaryota; Fungi; Ascomycota; Eurotiomycetes; Eurotiales; Aspergillaceae. The transcript is spliced from 4 exons.
AUGGCUCCGAUUCUAGUCAAUGCAUUAGCGGCACUGCUCGCAGCUAGUGUUGGCUGCGCGGCCUUCGACAAGCGAACAAUUGCACUCGACGACAAGAGCUGGCAUGAAUAUGUUCGCUCUCCUAAAACUUCAAUAGUCAAGCCGAAAGCUAUUUUAGCGGCCAACACUACCGGCGACGUAUCCAACCCGGGCGGCAUGCUGGGUAGGAACCAUUCCCCGACAGUUCUGACCCGCAAACAAGAAAGCGACGAUACCCCAAGUGUCAUUGUUGAUUUCGGUCAAAAUGUCGUUGGUAUUGUGGCUAUUUCUUUUGCAGGAUCCACCAAUUCUUCUGUCGGGUAUCCUGGUCUUAAGCUGGCUUUCUCGGAGACACAGCAAUACCUGACAAACGUCAGCGACUUCACCAGAUCUGACAACAUGCCAGCUGGUUCCCAAAUCACCAGCGGAACGGAUCAGAUUGCUGUCGCCAACGAGCCGUUCACCUGGAAAGAUCAAACCGGGUGCCAAUAUGGUGACAAAGUGUGCUCGGAUGGCCUUCACGGAUUCCGAUAUGUGAGGAUAACGCUCGAAGCUCUCGAAAGUGACUCCCCCUACACACAGUCCUACGGCUCAGUCUCCAUCUCCAGCAUUGAACUAGAAUGGAGAGCAUAUCUAGGCACACCCGAUACCUUCACUGGGUGGUUCGAGUGUUCCGAUGAAGAGCUUACCCAAUGGUGGUUUGACGGUGUUUAUACUGCUGACAUGAUCAACUAUAAGUUCCUUGCCAAUGAGACUGAUCCGCGAAACUCGGCCAGCCCGACUCUACAAGGCAAGGAGGUUCUCUUUGAUGGCGCCAAGCGUGAUAGAGAUCCCUAUGUUGGAGAUCUGGCUGUGGCUUCACUGACCUCGUAUCUAUCUCAUGACGACCCUGAUUCGACACGCAAUAUCCUUGCGGAUUUGGCAAAUCACCAACGAGACGAUGGAUGGAUCCCCCCUGCCAGCAUCAAUAACUACACCCUUGACCUCUACGACUAUCCAAUGUGGUGGGUCGUUUGCACAUAUGACUUUGUCAUGUACACCGGCGAGACGGAUUUCGCUGCCCAGUACUACGACGUGAUGAAGAAGACCUUGGAUAAUUAUUACGGACAGAACAUCACUUCCACAGGCGGUCUUCUUGACAAAACCAAUGGGUAUGGCGACUACGCUUUCCUCCCUCGCUCCGGCAAGAUUACAUAUUACAACGCACUCUAUGUCCACGCCUUGAAGUCGGCUGCUCAACUUGCUAGUAUACUCGGACAUGAUGAGGAUCAGGAUGCCUGGACUGCGCGAGCUGCGAAUGUCAGUACCAACUUGCUAGCACGGAACUGGGACACCUCUGUAGGUGCCUUUUUCGAUGGAGGGCCAUGCCCAAAUGAUGCAGCAGACACCAUUUGCAACGUCCACGCCCAGGAUGGCAAUGGUCUCACGGUGUUAGCCGGAGCUGUCAAUUCCUCGACUGCAGCCAGUCUACUAGAUUACUAUGCUCGGGUCGCUGCACGACCGUACGGAAACGCCUUUUACGACAAUGAUGCCCUGUCAUCCGGAUUCUCAGAGCGCGUGUACGCCUUCAUCUCGUACUUCGAACUGGCUGCCCGUUUCGCCACCAAGGGCGCUGCGUCCUCGGCCUUUGAAGAGAUCAAACGUUUAUAUGGCUGGAUGGCGACUCAUGACCCGAAGAUUACAUUCUGGGAGGGCAUUGGGCCCGGUGGUUCUCCAUACGAGCAGGGCUUUACUUCGAUGGCACACGGCUGGUCCACGGGUAUCGUGUCGCUCAUGAGCAACUAUGUUCUCGGUAUCCAACCCACAGGACCCGGAUUCAAGACCUGGCAGAUCUGUCCUGUCGUGGACGGUGGGAAUCUCACUUGGGCACAAGGGGGAGGUCGGUACGCCGUCUGGUCCGAUUAG